Messenger RNA from Arabidopsis lyrata subsp. lyrata, 864 nucleotides. RefSeq lists its product as uncharacterized. The transcript is spliced from 7 exons. Gene Ontology annotation, cellular component: cytoplasm. Lineage: Eukaryota; Viridiplantae; Streptophyta; Magnoliopsida; Brassicales; Brassicaceae. Bases 327 to 683 code for a protein of 118 amino acids. Gene Ontology annotation, molecular function: protein phosphatase inhibitor activity. The record is from RefSeq and is a predicted model, not a curated record.
UUGCUCUCAACGGUUUUAAUUUUUGUCAAACCCCUCAAACGAAUCUUAAUCACGUGUUUUAACCCCUUUUUGAAGAUAAUUACCAAUUUAACCCUCGCGCCGCGUUUCUGCUUCCAUUCUUUCUUACCCAAAUCAUAUCUCUCUGUCUCCCACACAUCUCUUUAUAUAUAUCAAUUCACAAAGAAGAUCUUCUUCUCCCAUUUCUCCAUUGACAACAACGAAGAUACGUCCCAACGAGCUCAGAGAGCCACACCAAUCCUCUUCUUCUUCUUCUUCUUCUUCUUCUUCCUCCUGCAUUUUUGGUUUGGUGGCGUUGAGACAUCAUCAUGUCUAGCGCAGAGGAUGUGAAAGAGCAAUCAGUGCAAGGAAACCUCACCAAUGAGGCAGAAAAGUCAAUGCCAUCAUCACAGCAGGAGGAGGCUGCCGUAAAGAAGAAGUAUGGAGGGCUCAUGCCAAAGAAACCUCCUCUCAUUUCCAAGGAUCAUGAGCGAGCAUACUUUGACUCAGCUGAUUGGGCUCUUGGAAAGCAAGGUGUUGCAAAGCCAAAGGGACCCCUCGAAGCUCUUCGUCCCAAGUUACAGCCAACGCAGCAGCAGACGCGUUACAGGAAGUCUCCAUGUGCACCAUCUGAGGGUGGUGAAGAUGGAGGAGCUGCUCAGGCCGAGGGAGGUUCAGGCAACUGAGGCGUAGAGUGAUGAUGAUGUAUGAAAACUCUUGUGUAAGAAGUCUGUUAUAAUCGGAUAUUUUCUGUCCAUUUGAAACAUCAGAUAUGGCGUUCUUUAAAAUCUUAACUUGAUCGAGAAAUGAUAGUUUACCCCUUUUGGUCUGGAAUCUCUGGUCAUAAUUGAAUUUAAUUUAUAAGCA